AUGAGUCCUCCAAAGCCCACCAUACUAUUAAUUCACGGCGCACUCACUACGGCCGCCUCGUUCGAUUGGGUGAUCCCGCAUCUGGAGCAAGCCCGAUAUCCUACAGUGAAUGCCGAAUACCUCAGUGUUAAUCCGGAGAAGCCGCUGGAGGUCACCGCACAAAAGGACAUCGAUCACGUUCGAAAGACUUACCUGGAUCCACUCAUCGAGCAGGAGCACAAAGAUGUUGUCCUUGCUGUCCACUCUUUCGGCGGCGUCAUUGCUGGUGGCGCGGCCGUCGGUCUGAGCAAACCGGACAGAGCGGCCAAAGGUCUCAAAGGAGGUGUUAUCGGCAUGAUAUUUAUCGGUGCCAACAUCGGCCACGAGGGCCAGACUAUGCUCGAAACCGUUGGAGGACAGUGGCCACCGUGGUUGAAAAUUGAUAAGCCAAGCGAAGGCCUCGCGGUCAUUGAGCCUCUCUUCGAGACCCUAUGUCACGACGCCGAUCCAUCUCUGGAAAGUGAAGUCGAAUCUCAAGCCCGACCCCACGGGUACCUGUGUUUCGCGACUCCAAUGCCCGCUCAAAGCUGGGCUGAGAAGGGCUAUACUGGAAGGCUUGCCUACAUUCGAACGUCCGAGGACAGAAUCAAUCCUGCGUUUGCUCAAGAUAUCUGGUAUCAGGGCACGGGUGUCGAAUGGGACGUGCUGAAUAUGGAGGCUUCUCACGCUCCCUACAUUAGCAAACCGAAGGAGCUUGCUCAGCACAUUGUUAGCUUCGCGCAAAAGUUCGAGGGCUUGUGA
Molecule: messenger RNA, 780 nt
Organism: Cercospora beticola
Lineage: Eukaryota; Fungi; Ascomycota; Dothideomycetes; Mycosphaerellales; Mycosphaerellaceae
Source: RefSeq, a predicted model, not a curated record